Sitodiplosis mosellana (orange wheat blossom midge) is the source of this 881-nucleotide messenger RNA. RefSeq names its product C-factor (gene sni). The coding region runs from base 10 to 753 and encodes 247 amino acids. The record is from RefSeq and is a predicted model, not a curated record. NCBI's taxonomy places the organism in Eukaryota, Metazoa, Arthropoda, Insecta, Diptera, Cecidomyiidae. The transcript is spliced from 4 exons.
AAAAUCAUCAUGAAUUCAAUUCUAAUAACGGGUUGCAGUCGAGGACUUGGCUUGGGUUUGGUGAAACAAUUGCUUGUGACCAGUCAACCGACAAAACACAUUUUUGCAACAUGCCGAAAUCCCGACAAAGCACAGGAGCUCAAUGAAUUAAAGACGAAACACAACAAUCUGCACAUUUUCCCAUUGGAUGUCACAAACUACGCUAGUUUCGAUGCAUUGGUGCAGCAAAUCGAUGAAAUUGUCAAGGAUGAAGGAUUGAAUGUGCUAUUGAAUAAUGCUGGCAUCUCGCCGAAAUCGACUCGGUUGAAUUUUGCCAAAGAUUCAGACCUCAGAGACACAUUCGAAACCAAUACCGUGGCACCAGUUAUGUUGACUAAGGCCUUCAUCCCACUAUUGAAAAAGGCUUCGAAGUUCAACGAAACCCAACCGAUGGGCGUUCAACGUGCAACGAUCGUGAAUAUGAGUUCAAUUUUGGGUUCAAUCCAAGACAAUCAACAGGGUGGAAUGUAUGCAUAUCGUAUGUCUAAAGUUGCAUUGAACAUGGCUACAAAAUCGAUGAGCCUCGAUUUGAAAAAUGAUCGCAUUUUAUGUGUCGCAAUGCAUCCAGGUUGGGUGCGAACUGAUAUGGGUGGAUCAAAUGCUCCACUGGACAUUGAAAGCAGCUGCAACCAAAUGGUACAAACCAUUCAGGCUUUGAAUGAAUCACAAAACGGCACAUUUAUUCAAUUCGAUGGCAAAGCAUUGCCGUGGUAAAUGAAGAAAUCCAAGAUGAUAUCGGAAAAAUCAGCAAAAUCAUUAUAAAUUCGAAAAAAUUACUGUAAAUUGAAAAAAAGGAAAAUAAAAUGCAUUUCUUUUGGAUUCGGAUUCAAAAUUUGAUACAA